UGUGGCCAGCCCGCUUGUUGUCUUUUUCCUGCCAAUGGUCCUCAUGCUGAACCCCGAGGACCCCAAUGUGUGCAGCCACUGGGAAAGCUACGCCGUGACGGUUCAGGAGUCCUACGCUCACCCCUUCGACCAGAUCUACUACACGAGAUGCACGGAUAUCCUCAACUGGUUCAAGUGCACGCGGCACCGGAUCAGCUAUAAGACAGCGUAUCGGCGCGGGCUUCGGACCAUGUACCGGCGGCGGUCCCAGUGCUGCCCCGGCUACUACGAGAAUGGAGACUUCUGCAUUCCCCUGUGCACGGAAGAGUGCGUGCAUGGCCGCUGCGUCUCGCCGGACACCUGCCUCUGCGAGCCAGGCUGGGGAGGCCCCGACUGCUCCAGCGGCUGCGACAGCGACCACUGGGGUCCCCACUGCAGCAACCGGUGCCAGUGUCAGAACGGCGCCCUGUGCAACCCCAUCACCGGCGCCUGCGUGUGCGCCGCCGGCUUCCGAGGCUGGCGCUGCGAGGAGCUGUGCGCGCCGGGCACCCACGGCAAGGGCUGCCAGCUGCCGUGCCAGUGCCGCCACGGCGCGGGCUGCGACCCGCGCACCGGCGAGUGCCUCUGCGCUCCGGGUUACACCGGCGUCUACUGUGAGGAGCUGUGCCCCCCUGGAAGCCACGGAGCUCACUGUGAGCUGCGCUGCCCCUGCCAGAACGGGGGCACCUGUCACCACAUCACCGGCGAGUGUGCCUGCCCUCCAGGCUGGACGGGAGCAGUGUGCGCGCAGCCCUGCCCACCAGGCACCUUUGGCCAGAACUGCAGCCAGGACUGUCCUUGCCACCACGGUGGGCAGUGUGACCACGUGACCGGGCAGUGCCACUGCACAGCCGGGUACAUGGGAGAGAGGUGCCAGGAAGAAUGUCCCUUUGGGACCUUCGGCUUCCAGUGUUCGCAGAGCUGCGACUGUCGCAACGGAGGCCAGUGUUCGCCCACCACGGGCGCCUGCGAGUGUGAGCUGGGCUACAAGGGUCCACGCUGCCAGGAGCGGCUGUGUCCCGAGGGCCUGCACGGCCCAGGCUGCGCCUUGCCCUGCCCCUGUCAUCCAGACAACACCAUCAGCUGCCACCCGGUAACCGGAGCCUGUACCUGCCAGCCAGGCUGGUCUGGCCACCACUGUAACGAGUCCUGCCCGGCUGGCUACUUCGGCGAUGGCUGCCAGCUGCCUUGCACCUGUCAGAACGGCGCCGAUUGCCACAGUGUCACUGGAGGCUGCACGUGUGCCCCCGGCUUCAUGGGAGAGGUCUGUGCGGUCCCCUGUGCAGCUGGCACUUAUGGCCCCAACUGCUCAUCGGUCUGUAGCUGUAACAAUGGUGGCAUCUGCUCCCCUGUGGAUGGCUCCUGCACUUGCAAGGAAGGGUGGCAGGGCCUGGACUGUUCGCUGCCCUGUCCCAGCGGGACGUGGGGCCUGAACUGCAACGAGAGCUGCACCUGUGCCCACGGGGCGUCCUGUAGCCCCACCGAUGGCUCCUGUGCCUGCACCCCAGGCUGGCUGGGGGAGACCUGUGAGCUGCCCUGCCCGGACGGCACAUUUGGGCUGAACUGCACUGAACGCUGCGACUGCAGCCAUGCCGACGGCUGUGACCCUGUCACAGGCCACUGCUGCUGCCUGGCGGGAUGGACAGGCGUCCACUGCGACAGCACAUGCCCCCCGGGGCGCUGGGGCCCCAACUGCUCCAUCUCCUGCAGCUGCGAGAAUGGCGGCUCCUGCUCUCCCGAGGACGGGAGCUGCGAGUGCGCCCCUGGCUUCCGAGGACCCUUAUGUCAGAGAAUCUGUUCCCCCGGAUUCUAUGGCCAUGACUGCGCCCAGCCUUGCCCCCUGUGCGUGCACAGCAGCGGGCCUUGCCACCACAUCAGCGGCGCCUGCGAAUGCCUCCCGGGCUUCUCUGGAGCCCUCUGCAAUCAAGUGUGUGCCGGAGGGCACUUUGGGCAGGACUGUGCCCAGCUCUGUUCCUGUGCCAACAACGGGACCUGCAGCCCCAUCGAUGGCUCCUGCCAGUGCUUCCCUGGAUGGAUUGGCAAGGACUGCUCGCAGGCAUGCCCCCCCGGGUUCUGGGGCUCUGCCUGUUUCCACACGUGCAGCUGUCACAACGGAGCCACCUGCAGCGCUGAGGAUGGGACCUGCCACUGCACACCGGGCUGGACGGGCCUCUUCUGCACCCAGCGCUGUCCAGCAGCGUUUUUUGGGAAGGACUGUGGGCGCGUGUGUCAGUGUCAGAAUGGCGCCAGCUGUGACCACAUCAGCGGCAAGUGCACCUGCCGGACAGGCUUCACCGGGCGCCACUGUGAACAGAGAUGUGCCCCAGGAACUUUUGGCUACGGGUGUCAGCAGCUGUGUGAGUGCAUGAACAAUGCCACCUGUGACCACGUGACUGGCACUUGUUACUGCAGCCCUGGAUUCAAGGGCAUCAGGUGUGACCAAGCUGCCCUCAUGAUGGAGGAGCUGAAUCCAUACACCAAGAUCAGCCCGGCUCUGGGCACGGAGCGGCACUCGGUAGGUGCCGUCACGGGCAUCGUGCUGCUCCUGUUCCUCAUCGUGGUGCUCCUGGGCCUGUUCGCCUGGCGCCGGAGGCGACAGAAAGAGAAGGGCCGGGACCUGGCUCCCCGCGUCUCCUACACUCCUGCCAUGAGGAUGACCAGCACCGACUACUCCCUGUCAGAUUUGUCUCAAAGUAGCAGCCAUGCCCAGUGCUUUUCCAAUGCCAGCUACCACUCACUGGCGUGCGGGGGGCCUGCCACCAGCCAGGCCAGCACUCUGGACAGGAACAGCCCCACCAAGCUGAGUAACAAGUCCCUUGACAGAGACACGGCAGGCUGGACCCCCUACAGCUUUGUGAACGUGUUAGACUCCCAUUUCCAGAUCAGUGCCCUGGAGGCCAGGUACCCGCCCGAGGACUUCUACAUUGAACUUAGACACCUCAGCCGCCCCGCUGAGCCACACUCACCAGGUGCUUGUGGAAUGGACAGACGUCAGAACACAUACGUUAUGGACAAAGGCUUCAAAGAUUACAUGAAGGACUCCGUGUGCAGUUCUAGCACUUGCUCCUUGAAUAGCAGUGAAAACCCUUAUGCCACAAUUAAGGACCCACCCAUCCUCACCUGCAAGCUUCCAGAAAGCAGCUAUGUAGAAAUGAAGUCACCUGUGCACAGGGGGUCUCCGUACACAGAUGGGCCAUCCUUGUCGACAUCUAAUAAAAAUAUAUAUGACAUUGAGCCCACAAUCAGUGUGGUCCAAGAAGGCCUCGGUCAUAACUCCAGCUAUGUCCAGAAUCCAUACGACCUACCUAAGAACUGCCAUAUUCCUGGUCAUUAUGACCUCCUCCCAGUAAGACAGAGCCCUGCCAAUGGGCCCUCCCAGGACAAGCAAUCAUGAGAGGGAUGAGCUGCUCUCUUGCAGUGUGCUCUGCUCAACUUUCUCUGACCCACGAAAGAAGACAAUCCCUUGACUUGAAAUAAUGACGCAGAUUGACUCCAGCUGCAGGUUAGCUAUCACGUGCACCUGGAACAAAAGAAGAGCUUUCAAGUGGGACUGGGGUGACGGCUCAACGACGUAUGUCCACAAGGGCAAAUCCUCUCACCCAUCACCCACCUGGCCCCAAAUGCCCUGGAUUUGAUGACUUUCUUAAAGCAUAUAAGAUACCGCUGCUCAUCAACAUCAGCUAAAUAUAGCUAACACAUACACACAGAUAUAUAUAUAUAUUUAAUAUUCGGAAACAUGAUGCUUAUAAAGCAUGUAUAUUAGAGGUUUGGGAGACCUUUCUAGAAGAAAAAGGGUAUGGGGGAGGAGACAGAAUCAUUUUUAAAGCACCUGAACUGUGUAUGUGCUUUUGGUUUGUGAACAUUAAUACCUGUUUCACUGUAGUUGGUUUAGAGCCAACAAGUACAUAGCCAUGAACUCUUCUAGUAUUGAUCCUACACUACCUGUAUAUCAAAUUACAAUGGCCAAGAUCAGAAAUUAAGGUUACAGUGUUGCUAUCUUCCAUUUUAAAAACAAGGUUUUAAUAAUACAGAUUUUCUUCUGCCCCAUCAGUGACAGUAAGAAAAAUGAAAGGCCAGGGUGGGGGGGGGGGAAGAGUAGGAACUUCAAGUGCACUGGUUUCCUCCAGUCUACAGUGAUUUCUAGUCCAGCACUACCAAACUUCGCAUUUACAGUUCCAGAAUAUUUCAAGUUUCUCCUGACCUUGUCACAUGGACUUAGUUCAUCCAACACCUGAGUCAUGAACGUGAAAUAGAGCACUGAAGUGGAAGGCAGUCAUGGGGUGGUCAGAAUUACCUCUCCAAGUUUAUUUAAGAGGCCUCCUUGCCUCAGAGAAGCACUUGUUUUCAGGCAAUUCUUCAUCAGUCUUGAGCGUGAUGUAGUAUGGGAACCUCAAUUUGACAAAUAUAGACACAGCAAGUAAGUUUAUGUUGCUUAAUGUAUAUUAUGCUUUUUGAUGGAAAUAAAUGAUCAAAGAAUGCAUUACAACCAGUUGGUAAGAUGCAAUGUCAAAAUUAUAGAAAACAGCACAUGAAAGCAUUAAGUGCUUCUACCUUAAAACCACCACCUUCUUAGCUAGCCAGAUACGUAUGUACUCCAUGGAGCUCCAGAUCCCAGUGUUCAGAUACAUCUGUGCUUUCUGUUAGGUAAACUGAGGCUCAAAGUAGUAGAGCACUAGCCUGAAGCAAAAAAGCUUAAGGGUAGUGCCCAGGCCCUGAGUUCAAGUCCCACAACCAACAAAAAUAAAGGGCAAGCCAGAGAAACUAAUGGCCACCCUGGGCUUUCUCUUUAAGAAUCCCUUCUCUCAUUAAAAAUCCAGGCAGUGAACAACCACCACCGCCACUUUUUAAGUCUAUAGAACAUGAACUAAAUGGGUGCAAAGCUGGAAUACUGCUUUAGGAAGUGGGGGAGUUCUAAAACCCUUGAUACAAAUUGGGUCGACCAUGGAACUCCACUAGUUCAGGUAAUAAUCAGCAAAAGCAAGAAAAUAAAUGAGCAAUUCCUCACCCUGCUCCCACACUUUUCACUCAAGGCAUACGGCAACGUUAGUUUUAGAGGAAACUAUAUAAUGCUUACAUGAAUGCUGCAUGUGUGCAUGGAAGCGAGUGGUCAGCAAUAGUAAAUUUACUUUCCCAAAAGAAAGCCUUAUUAAAAUAUAAAUAUUAGAAAAGUGCUUUAUAGACCCAAGUAAAAUGCUUCUCAUCCAUAUGUGGAAAUAAUCUAGAAUAAGAGACUUACCUCAGUAUUUCAGGGCUGCAGUGAAAACAGGGAUCAGCUAGGAGAAAGGCCAUCUCUAAUCCCAGGUCUUCUCUUCUUCCCUUACCCUGCAUGAACAAAACUGCUGCCUGGCGAACUAUAAACACUCAGAAUCACUCACGUUUCACCUCUUUUGGCACCUGCCUUCAAGCAAAAGAUAUCCAGAAGCUAGAGGUAGAAAAGCCAGAGUACUGUGUGUCUUUAAGAUUUCACAGCUCUUUAUCCCCUGCCAUUGCAUGAAAAAGGGGAGAAGCAGAGCGAUAAGGAGCUCUAACAUCCUUCAGCUCUAGCGUUCCAAGAGUUUCAAAGUCAUGUUACAAUUCAAUUAGGCAACAAAGGACAGGAAAGGCAGCAGGUGUGGUUACUGCAUGGCUGCCUUCACUUUACCUAUGAGUUAGUGGUAAGAAGACGUUUCUAUUUUACAGAACAAUGGUUGGAAACUUGUGUUUAGCAGUCACAAAGAGGGUGGGGUGGUAGUCAGCCUAAACUUGUGCACUGUGCUUUUUAUUGGUGAUUUGGAAAGAUGUAUUCAAUUAUUUUUCAGAAAUUUUCAACCAAGUCAAUCAAUAUGCGUACAAUUCAAACAAAUAAGGAAAACGCAAUGAUUGUACAAUAGCAUAAGAAGACUUAUGAAAUGGCAAUACUUUUUUAAAACCACAGAUUUGUAAUAUAUUUGUUCACUUGCAGAGGGAUGGUACCUGUACAAAAAUAAAAUGAAUUUCUCAAAUUUAAGAAGAAUGCCUACUGUUGUGCUGCCAACUGAAAAUGUGUCUAUAAUCUACACUUCAGGUUUAACCUGUAUUUUUGUGAUCAAAUGAAAAUUAUCCCAGUAGAGGUUUGAAAAUAAAGUGAAAAGGUUGCUUAACAAGGAAGUUUUGGGGCUAGGAAUGUGGCUUAGUGGUAGAGUGCUUGCCUACCAUGCAUGAAGCCC
Molecule: messenger RNA, 6203 nt
Organism: Perognathus longimembris pacificus (Pacific pocket mouse)
Lineage: Eukaryota; Metazoa; Chordata; Mammalia; Rodentia; Heteromyidae
Gene: Megf11
Product: multiple EGF like domains 11
Exons: 25
Coding region: 35-3412 (1125 amino acids)
Molecular function (GO): protein binding; scavenger receptor activity
Source: RefSeq, a predicted model, not a curated record